Molecule: messenger RNA, 4593 nt
Organism: Linum trigynum
Lineage: Eukaryota; Viridiplantae; Streptophyta; Magnoliopsida; Malpighiales; Linaceae
Source: the annotation of a GenBank genome assembly
UUAUUUUACUUUAUUUUUUUGAAAGGGGACACCCUUAUGUAAAAUUCUUGGGUCUGUCACUGACUCAAACUGCCCCUCUCAUUAAUUAAAAAGCUCUUCCUACCUUUUAACUGUCAGAUUGAUGUGCCGAGAUCUAAUGGUUGGGACUAAGCACUCCCUAAGUCACCUCUCCAUAAGACCACAACCUGCUCCUAGGAUGGGUUGGGUUUGGCCCGCCCAGCACGGGCCGGGUCGGGUUUGUUGACUUACUCCAUUUGGUUAUGCAUUUCGUGCUCCCCCCCCCCCCCCUCCUUCUCCGGUCUGGAUAGUUCCCUUUCCCCACAUACGCACACAGAGGACGAACGCCGGGAAAGAUACAGAGCAAAAAGUCGGGGAUUAGGGUUUUGAAGGUUGGGAAAUAUAAUCACUGGGGAUGGAAAUAGUGGAGAAGAAGGAGGUGGAGAAUCAUAAUAACGCGCAAUCGAUCUUACCCGGCGAUUCCCUGGCCUCCGACGUUGUCGAUAAAGAGGCAGAAGAGCGCCAAGCGCGUGAACUCAAAGCCGGUUUGCACCCUCUCAAGGUUCUCCUCUUUCCCUCUCUCUCUCUCUCUCUCUCUAUGCUGCUGCGGGUUGGGGUUGCUGUUGAUUAGAAUGAUUUUGCUAUGCCUUUCGAUCACAUGUGAUGUGAGGAAGUGCGUUGGCUAUGUUGGUUGAUUUUUGUUUUUUAUUUUUAUUUUCCCUUCUCUUUUGAAUUUGAGAAGAAUGACGGGCAGAUGAUAUGGAUAAAUUACCCUUGUUUUUUUGCCCAGUCGGAGGACGAAUGAGCUAGCUAAAUGGGAGUCUUACUAUAAGAUUGAAAUUGAGUUAGCUCGCAGGUUCGAGCAUUGCAUAUUUGCAUUGGACUCGGUUUACCUGGUUUUUGUUCUGCCUAACUGACUUCAUGUUCCGUGAGGACAAAUUUUGGAUUGCUAGGAUUGUCUGGGUCAGAUUGUAAACUGGAAUCUCACGGUAUGGUUUAUGAAAUGAUUAUGUUUUGUAUUCGGGGAUGGCAAAAGCUUGGAAGGUUUCAAUCUUUGUCUCGAAGUCUUGUUUAAGUCAUGGGCUUUUUGUAAUUGGGAUUCAGAAGAGACCACAGCUCUGAUAUGUGCUCUCGAAUUCAGAUGUCGUUUGAUGGAUGCUGGUUUGUGAAGUUUAAGCAUCGAAAUUGGAGUCUGAUGCAUUGCUUAUGUGGUUGAUGUGGGAGUUUGAGUGGAUGUCAGGAUUGUCACUGAUAUAUUAGCCUGCUGAAAACUUACACAGUUGCUUCAUCUGUUUUGUCACAGUAUAUGGCUACUUUUCCUUUCUGAAAUAAAUUUCUAUCUGAGUACGGGAUUGUUUAUUGCUGUGUGUGAUCAGUACAAAUAUGUAUUCUGGUAUACUCGCCGAACACCAGGAGUCAGAACACAGACCUCAUAUGAAGACAAUAUAAAGAAAAUUGUUGGUUUCAGUACGGUAAGUUCCUUUCUCCAAUAAAAAAGUUUGAUGUGAUUUAUAUAUAACUAACUGAAGUUCGGUCAUCUCAUUUUUAACCCCUUAUAUUUGUGAUUGGAUUUUCUACGCAGGUUGAAACUUUUUGGGUCUGCUAUUGCCACUUGGCUCGCCCCUCUUCUCUGCCAAGUCCUACGGAUCUGCAUCUUUUCAAGGAGGGUAUUCGCCCUUUGUGGGAGGUAAAGCUUCAUUGCAAGAUCCAUCUGUAGCAUAAGCCAUUGUGUGGGCUAAGUUCCUUGUUUCAUCACCUGCUUUUGGGAAUUGAUAACAGGACAGUGCUAAUUCCAGUGGUGGGAAAUGGAUAAUACGAUUCAAGAAGGUCGUCUCUGGUCGCUUCUGGGAGGAUCUGGUAAGAGCCAAAUUUUCAGGAUCCUUACAUUAUGGUCAAGUAAAGCAUGCAUCAUUUUAUAUAACCAUCCGUAGUUGAGCUAAUAAACUGUCUUUCACUAUUUCAAACCUGUGGACACGCUCCUGUUGCCCCAAUUCAGAUUACGAAAGUGAAAUUGUCUGUCACAUAUUUUAAUCCCUCAGUGACUUCAAAUACUUUGUUCCAUUGAUAACUCACCUCCGAGUCUGAACUUGUGCAUUCAGGUUCUUGCCUUGGUAGGUGACCAACUUGAGUACAGCGAUAGCAUUUGUGGUGCAGUAUUAAGCAUCCGAUUCAAUGAAGAUAUACUGAGCGUAUGGAAUCGGAAUGCAUCUGAUCAUCAGGUUAUUAAUAAUUCUUCCCCUUCCGUUUAUGUAUUCCUUUUUAUCUCUUGAUAUAUCUGAGCAAGUGAAGAAGUCCCCGCUUAUAUGGGAGUGACAAGAGGGGUUGUGUUGUUUAUGCCCUAACUGUGGUUGCUUGGCUAUUGUUUUAGGCUGUGAUAUCUCUGAGAGACUCAAUCAAGAGGCAUUUGAAGCUUCCGCACAGCUACGUGAUGGAGUACAAGCCCCAUGAUGCUUCUCUUCGUGACAACUCAUCUUACAGAAACACAUGGCUGAGUAGAUAGCUUGUAGCGCCAGAAUGGGAAAUGAAAGUGUGGAGAAGCUGUUAUUGUCUUAUCCUCGUGUUAUGCUCCACUUGCAAAACAUGGCCCGAGGAUCCAUAAACUUUGUACUGCCAGACAACCUGUGUAAGGAUGGUGUUCUUGAUCUUCUCGUUGGUUGAACAGUGAAUGACAGUGCUGGUUUUGUUGUCCGAAAAAUGUUUGGUCUUUUUGGUUUGUUCAGAUCAAACUGAAACCGAUAAGCCCCUUAUUUAUUUCGAUUUCUGGAGAAGUGACUGUUUCGAGUUCCAAUUUUUACAGCUUAAUAGUUAGGCUAAGCAAACCCAACCGAGAGCCCUAUUCAGUAAAACAAGAGUAACCAUAUGGUUAAAAGAUUUGACGAACUUAUCCAUGAAUUAGAUUUGAUGAGCUUAUCCAUGAAUCAAGGGAAAAUCAAAUGGGGACAGAUCAAGAUUUAACAUUUAUAUAUUUACUGUGUCCGGAAUCCGAAUGUGAGACUAUUUCACAGGCAGCCCGCUAUCAGGACUUGAAAGAAGCACAGCUGCACAGCUUCUUUAAUCGUCUUCUCCAUGGAUCUUUCUUCAGGGCGCAGUGAACUGUCAACCCUACACAGAUGAUGGAAGGCCGACGAUGCCUGGCACGGUGCAAAUAGACAACAGUUGUUAAGUAUCUAAUGGAAGUAAUUGGCCACAGAACUUGGAAAUGGCAAUCUCGGUUUAUGGAGAGAGAACAUCCGAGUUACCACAAAAUAUACUCUCAACGGAAAAUAUGAUAUUUGUGUAAUGAUAAAUUGAUAAUAUAGUAUAUACGAUUUACAGGAAUUAGGGGUGUCUGUUCGGUUCGGAUAACCGCACCUGAAACACACAAACCCGAAAAAACCCGGAACUGCAUUUGCAUGUAACCCGAAAUGUUUUCUUGUGGGUUUCGGGUACCCGAACCCGAAAAUUGUGUCAGCGGUUUCGGUUCGGUUAGCUUGAACCUGAAAACCGAACGUCCUCCUCCUUGAACACUCCGCCCAACAACAUCUGUUGUUUCAUUCUUAAUUCCAAAACCCCAAUUUCUAUUCCAUUCCUUCUUCUCCUCGCCUCCACUCCCACCAACACCUGCUUGUUACUUUUCAAUUCCUUCUCAUCCUCACCCCAUAAUUGUUCCAACCCCUACCGCACCCUCCUGCUUCAUUGUUGCUUUUGCAUCCUCUGCCACCAUCCCACCACCACGAGAAUUGUUCGGAUCAACGAAGCUAGGAAAGGAAUCGACGAAACCAGGGGAGGAAUUGAAUCUGGGAAACCAUAAAACUAGAUCGGAGAAAGCUUUCGAUGCUGCGCCCGACGUUACGACGUACCCAGAUGCGCCGCCGACGAGGAAAGCUUCGACCUGAACGGAACCAGAUCCGUCGCCCAAUGUUACCCAGUUGCGCUGCCGACGUGGAAAGUUUCGAUCUCGAACAGACCCAGAUGCGCCGCCUGACGUUACCCAACUUCGAUCUCGAACGAAACCAGAUGCGUCGCAGACGUUACACAGAAUCCCAAAUGCGCCGCCUGAAUCGUGGGAGGCUAAACCACCUCUGUACUCACCUCAUUCCUCUGUCAAUGCCUUGAAAUAAAAAGGCUUGAGAGUUUCAGAUGAGAUGAGAAAGUCUCGAAGACUGAAGUCGAAUUGCUAAACCCGAAAGGGCAUAACGCAUAGCUGAGGUCGGUAUCGGGUUUUUCGGGUUCUUAUCGGGUUUCGGGUUACAACGAAACCAAUAAACUGCAUAUUCGAGUUGAAACCGAAAACCCGAACCCGACAACACUAUUAUCGGUUUGGUUUCGGUUAAACCCGAAAACCCAAAACCGAACCGACACCCCUAACAGGAAUACAUAUUCGUCCAACAAGAAAAAUAUAUUCUUAUAAUAGAUAGUAGUAUGAAAUCAAGCCUUCUAGAAUAUGAUAUUUAUGUUAUGAGAAUAUGAUAUUCAUAUUCUUGAAGGCUUGAUGAUAUUUAUAGUAUGAGAAUAUGAUAUUCUUGAAGUUUUGAUUUCAUACUACUAAGUAUCUAUUAUAAGAAUACAUUUUUCUUGUUGGACGAAUAUGUAUUUCUAUAAAUCGUAUACUAUAUU